GGGGCCCCCCUACUCGGGGCCCCCUGCAGCAGCUGGCUGGUGUAGGAGCGGCCCCGGGGGAACUGUCUGGGGGAGUGCCCUGGUCGCCAGACAACACACACGUCCCCCCCGGGCCCGAAGCCACACACACUCGCCCGGGUCUAUGGCCACAGCCGGGGAGUGGUCCUGUGCGCGCUGCACCUUCCUGAACCCUGCCGGCCAGCGCCAGUGCUCCAUCUGCGAGGCCCCCCGGCACAAGCCCGACCUCGACCACAUCCUGCGGCUCAGCGUGGAGGAGCAGAAAUGGCCCUGUGCCCGCUGCACGUUCCGGAACUUCCUAGGCAAGGAGGCCUGCGAGGUGUGCGGCUUCACUCCGGAGCCCGUGCCCGGGGCCUCCCUGCUCCCCAUCCUCAACGGCGUCCUACCGCGGCCGCGCGCCGCGCCUGCGCCCGCGCCCGCGGAGCCCGAGCGCAGCUGCCCGGAGGAGCCGGCCGGGGGCGCGCGGGACGCGGGGAAGGAGCCGGCCGCUGAGGAGGCCGCGGCCGAGCCCGGGCGCGGCUGGGCUUGCCCGCGCUGCACCCUGCACAACACUCCGGUGGCCAGCUCCUGCUCGGCCUGCGGGGGCCCCCGGAAGCUGUCGCUGCCGCGCAUCCCCCCAGAGGCCCUGGUGGUCCCCGAGGUGGUGGCCCCCGCGGGCUUCCACGCCGCCCCUGCCCCGCCCCAGCCCGACCUCCUCGGGAGAGGCCCAGAGCCCGACCCCCGCUCCGCGGACCCGGAGCCCCCCAAGGUCCCGCCCUUCGGCCCCUUCUCACCCACCCUGCAGAACAAUCCCGUGCCCCGGAACAGCGUGAGUUUUGUGGAUGACAGCUUCCCCCCCGGGCCCGCGUCGGUGGGCUUCCCGGUGGGCGACAGCGUCCAGCAGCGCGUCAAGCAGUGGCUCCGGCCCCACGAGAUCAACUGCUCCGUCUUCAGGGACCACGGCACCCCGUGGUCGGUCUUCCACACCCUCCGGCCCUCCGACAUCCUCCAGGGCCUGUUAGGGAACUGCUGGUUCCUGAGUGCGCUGGCCGUGCUGGCCGAGCGGCCCGACCUGGUGGAGCGCGUGAUGGUCACGCGCGGCCUGUGCGCCGAGGGAGCCUACCAGGUGCGCCUGUGCAAGGACGGCACGUGGACCACGGUGCUGGUGGACGACAUGCUGCCGUGCGACGAGUCCGGCUUCCUCCUCUUCUCCCAGGCACAGCGGAAGCAGCUGUGGGUGGCUCUCAUCGAGAAGGCGCUGGCCAAGCUGCACGGCUCCUACUUUGCCCUCCAGGCAGGGCGCGCCAUCGAAGGCCUGGCCACGCUCACCGGCGCCCCCUGCGAGAGCCUGGCGCUGCAGGUCAGCUCCACUAACCCCCGCGAGGAGCCCGUUGACACUGACCUCAUCUGGGCCAAAAUGCUGAGUUCUAAGGAGGCUGGGUUCCUCAUGGGGGCUUCCUGCGGCGGAGGCAACAUGAAGGUGGAUGACACGGCCUACGAGAGCCUGGGCCUGCGGCCUCGCCACGCCUACUCCAUCCUGGACGUCCGUGAUGUCCAGGGCUCCAGGCUCCUGCGGCUCCGGAACCCCUGGGGCCGUUUCUCCUGGAACGGCAGCUGGUCAGACGAGUGGCCACACUGGCCUGGGCACCUGAGGGCCGAGCUCAUGCCCCACGGCAGCAGCGAGGGUGUAUUCUGGAUGGAGUACAGCGAUUUCAUCAGGUACUUUGACUCCGUGGACAUCUGCAAGGUCCACUCGGACUGGCAGGAGGUGCGGGUGCAGGGCAGCUUCCCCAGCACAGCCAGCCGGCCGGUGGGGGUGACGGCGCUCACCGUGCUUGAGCGAGCCUCGCUGGAGUUUGCGCUCUUCCAGGAGGGCAGCAGGCGCUCAGACACUGUGGACAGCCACCUGCUGGACCUUUGCAUCCUGGUGUUCCGUGCCACCUUCGGCAGUGGUGGCCGCCUGAGCCUGGGCCGCCUCUUGGCCCACAGUAAACGCGCCGUCAAAAAGUUUGUGAACUGCGACGUCAUGCUGGAGCCUGGGGAAUAUGCCGUGGUGUGCUGUGCCUUCAACCACUGGAGCCUGGCCCCGCCGGGCCCGCCCACUGCCGCCCAGGCCCCUGGCCCCUCGGCCGGCGCGCCUCCUGGCCACGUGCUCGCGGUGUACAGCUCCAGGCUGGUCAUGGUGGAGCCAGUCGAGGCCCAGCCGACCACACUGGCAGACGCCAUCAUCCUGCUCACGGAGAGCCGCGGCGAGCGCCACGAGGGCCGGGAGGGUAUGACCUGCUACUACCUGACGCACGGCUGGGCGGGCCUGAUCGUGGUGGUGGAGAACCGGCACCCCAAGUCCUACCUGCACGUGCAGUGCGACUGCACAGACAGCUUCAACGUGGUGUCCACGCGCGGCAGCCUGCGCACGCAGGACAGCGUGCCACCCCUGCACAGGCAGGUUCUGGUGAUCCUGUCCCAGCUGGAGGGCAACGCCGGAUUCUCCAUCACCCACCGCCUGGCACACCGCAAGGCCGCCCAGGCCCUCCUCAGCGACUGGACGGCCUCCAGGGGCACCCACAGUCCCCCGCUCACCCCCGAGGUCGCCGGCCUGCACGGGCCCCGGCCGCUGUGAGGGCCACACCCGGGGCGGGCUGUGUGCAAACCACCCCUGCCCCUCCACAUGCACUUUAUGAGGGAGACCCCGAAGGAGGGUGCUUGAACCAGAAUCUCAGGACCCCACUGGGGGGGCCCCUGGCUGCAGGGUACUGCUUCCCUCGGCCAUCCCCCCCUCCCCCACC
This is a messenger RNA of Dipodomys ordii (Ord's kangaroo rat), 2783 nucleotides long. RefSeq names its product calpain 15 (gene Capn15). Gene Ontology annotation, cellular component: cytoplasm. Bases 143 to 2617 code for a protein of 824 amino acids. Gene Ontology annotation, molecular function: calcium-dependent cysteine-type endopeptidase activity. Gene Ontology annotation, biological process: proteolysis. NCBI's taxonomy places the organism in Eukaryota, Metazoa, Chordata, Mammalia, Rodentia, Heteromyidae. The record is from RefSeq and is a predicted model, not a curated record. The transcript has 12 exons.